Molecule: messenger RNA, 951 nt
Organism: Fulvia fulva
Lineage: Eukaryota; Fungi; Ascomycota; Dothideomycetes; Mycosphaerellales; Mycosphaerellaceae
Exons: 3
Coding region: 1-951 (316 amino acids)
Source: RefSeq, a predicted model, not a curated record
AUGUCCGGCGCCUUCCGCAAACCAGUCUUCGAUGCGAAGAACGAGAUCGGCAGCCUCGCAGGCAAGGUCAUCCUAAUCACCGGCGGAACUGGAGGACUUGGUCGAGAGACAGUCCUCAGCUUCGUAGCCCACGAGCCAGCCCAUAUCUACUUCACCGGUCGAUCGCAGCCCUCCGCGGACAAAGUCAUCGCAGAGUGCAAGUCCAAGUACCCGGACAUAUCAGUGACCUUCCUACGUUGCGACCUCGCCGAUCUCGAACAUGUACAGCAAGCAGCGAAACACUUCUUGGCUAAAGAGCAGCGUUUGGACAUUCUCCUUGCCAAUGCUGGUAUAAUGUCGAAGCCGCCGGGCCUCACGAUGCAGGGCUACGAGCUGCAGUUUGGGACGAAUCAUGUGGGACAUGCCCUGUUGGUACAGCUCUUGACGCCUUUGCUGGAGGCGACGGCGAAGAAGACGGGUGAUGCGCGAGUGGUGUGGGAUAGCUCCAUGGCGUACUCGUUACAUCCACGUGGAGGCAUCAAAUUCGACACCCUCAAAACACCUCAAAACAACCUCGGUCUCGUCUUCUCCCCAUGGACCCGAUACGCCCAGUCCAAACUGGCAAACCUCCUUUACGCCCGAGAAUACGCUCGGCGACACCCAGAUAUUGUUUCAGUAUCCAUACAUCCCGGAGUGAGCGCUACAGGACUUGUCGAGGGGCUCAGCACUUUCUACAAGAUCUUCGUGUACAUCACCUCAUAUUGGAUGAUGGUGCCGCCCGAGACAUGCGCUUGGAAUCAACAAUGGGCAGCCACAGCACCGCUGGGUGCUGGGAAGAGACGGGUUGAGAGUGGGGUGUAUUAUGAGCCUGUUGGGUUCAAGGGAGCUCUGACGAGGUCUGCGAAUGAUGAUGGGUUGGCGAAGAAAUUGUGGGAGUGGACGGAGAUCGAAUUGGAGAAGUAUGCUGCUUGA